Messenger RNA from Sphenostylis stenocarpa, 157 nucleotides. Lineage: Eukaryota; Viridiplantae; Streptophyta; Magnoliopsida; Fabales; Fabaceae. The record is from the annotation of a GenBank genome assembly.
CCCAUAUAAUUCUGGUGUGAGCCCAGACUAUAGCCCAAGUUCACCCCAAUUUAGUCCCAGUACGGGUUACUCACCAAGUCAACCUGGUUACUCACCAUCGUCAACCAGCCAGUACACUCCACAAACUAGUGACAAGGAUGAUAGAGGCACUCGCUGA